AUGGCCGCCUCGCAAGGGAGAAAGGCUUCGAGCAAGCGGAGUUCCAAGGCAGGUUUGCUGAAGUUCUCGACCACAAUUGAAGUCACCGUUUCAGACCAGGAGUUCAAGCUAUACAAGAACAUCUUGACCAAGCAGACUAAGCUAUCUCGAAGUAGUACCGAGCCGCUUCCUGCAAUCAUGCCACGAGACUCGCCGGCUUCCUCAUGCUACAGCGGGCAGAGUCGACAAGGCUCUUCAUACAGGCCCGCCACUUCUACCGCACCAACAUCUCGAUCUCGGAUGUCCCGUACCAGCGUCCGAGCCUCUCGGCAGAUCCCAUCGUUCUACAACGCGGACUGCGGCGAUAGCGUCUGUGGCAGCACAACAAGCAACAUGACCGGCUUCCGCCGCACGCUCGACGUCCCAGGCAUGCCAGAGUCCGACUACUUUACCAUUGGCGCUUCAAAGUGGGACCGGCGACCUGAGUAUGUCGGUCGUGUCCGGGCUCCUGGCAGAAGCACUUCGAAACGCAGCAGUUCGUACACAGCUGUCGCAAGUGAGAAUAUACAGCAGGAGUCUGCGAGGCAUACCGGUGCGCCAUCGAGCAUGUCGCGGCGAACGUCCGACUCUUUUGUGACUGGUCGUGGUCGCGAACUUGUGAGAUACACCGGCGGCCCACAGCCUUUCGCUGAAGAGCCGGAUCUUGAUGCCGAGACGCUGGGACCGGAAGACUCGAUCAGUAAUGUUUCCACGCAGAGGUCGGGGAUGUCAAGACGAAUGACGGGUGGUCCACGUACUCAUCAACCAGCGAGGAGUUUCUCCUAUGCUGGUGGUGAAGGCAUGUCGGCCUAUGGAGGAUCAAGAACUGGUGGAAGGCUGAUUGAGUACCGGAUCAUCGAGAGAAGACCGGGAAGGGCUGGCUGA
This is a messenger RNA of Saxophila tyrrhenica, 903 nucleotides long. RefSeq lists its product as uncharacterized. The record is from RefSeq and is a predicted model, not a curated record. NCBI's taxonomy places the organism in Eukaryota, Fungi, Ascomycota, Dothideomycetes, Mycosphaerellales, Extremaceae. Bases 1 to 903 code for a protein of 300 amino acids. The transcript has 2 exons.